Micropterus dolomieu (smallmouth bass) is the source of this 3762-nucleotide messenger RNA. Its product is annotated as ubiquitin-conjugating enzyme E2 Q2-like. NCBI's taxonomy places the organism in Eukaryota, Metazoa, Chordata, Actinopteri, Centrarchiformes, Centrarchidae. The record is from RefSeq and is a predicted model, not a curated record. The coding region runs from base 99 to 1232 and encodes 377 amino acids. The transcript has 13 exons.
CUAACAUGCGAGAUCCGUAGACCCGACUCAACUGCGCGGUCACAUCCCGCCCCGACUUCCCCUCUCCCAGCGGCCUGGUGGUUUGAGAUGAGUAGAAGAUGUCGGUUUCGGGGCUGAAGGCCGAAUUGAAGUUUUUGGAGUCAAUUUUUGACCCAAACCACGAACGAUUCAGAAUAUUAGACUGGAAACCCGAUGAACUCAGCUGCCAAUUCAACGUAACCGGAGAGAAGCUGCUGAUCAUUCACUGCAACAUCACGGAAUCCUAUCCCUCAACGCCGCCAAUAUGGUUUGUUGACUCAGAUGAUCCUAGUCUGGCUGACGUGUUGGAACGCUUGGAGGAUGUAAGAAGAGGUAGCACAUUGCUUCUUCAGCAGUUGAAGCGCCUCAUUUGUGAUCUCUGUCGGCUUUACAACCUGCCACAGCAUCCAGAUGUAGAAAUGCUUGACCAGCCUCUUCCUGCUGGCCCAAUUACCCAAGAGCGAAAGCAUGGGCCACCAGAUGAGGUGACAUCUGAGGAGGAAGAGGAGGAAGAAAUGGGAGAGGACAUUGACCUGGACCAAGAUCUGGACCAUUACGACAUGAAAGAAGAGGAGCCAGUAGAUGGAAAAAAGUCAGAAGAUGACGGGAUAGAAAAAGAAAAUCUUGCCAUCUUGGAGAAGAUUCGUAAAAACCAGAGACAGGAUCACUUGAAUGGUGCCGUGUCUGGCUCGGUGCAAGCCUCGGACCGCCUAAUGAAGGAACUCAGGGAGAUCUACAGAUCACAGAGUUACAAGACAGGUAUUUAUUCAGUCGAACUUGUCGGUGACAGCCUUUAUGAAUGGCAUGUCAAGUUAAGAACGGUAGACCCAGAUAGUCCAUUACAUAGUGACUUGCAGGUCUUAAAAGAAAAGGAAGGAGUGGACUACAUUCUGCUCAAUUUCUCUUAUAAAGAUAAUUUUCCUUUUGACCCACCUUUUGUACGGGUUGUCUCACCUGUGCUCUCCGGAGGUUAUGUUCUAGGAGGAGGAGCCUUGUGCAUGGAACUUCUCACAAAACAGGGCUGGAGCAGUGCCUAUUCCAUAGAGUCUGUCAUUAUGCAGAUAAAUGCCACUCUGGUUAAAGGAAAGGCCAGGGUGCAGUUUGGAGCCAAUAAGAACCAGUACAAUCUUGCCAGAGCACAACAGUCGUACAAAUCCCUUGUGCAGAUACAUGAAAAGAAUGGCUGGUACACACCACCUAAAGAGGACGGAUAAGGAGCUACUGCCACUAUGCACUGAGAACAUGUCUUUGGGUCAAAGUAUCUUGUUUUCUUUGGAAUCUUUUCCUCCCUUUGACUUAACUGGGGAUAUAUCAUCUUUCUCGCGGAAACCAUUUUGUUGGCUCAUCUGACAAGUAUUCCUUCGCCCACUCCAGGAAAGACUUUAUUCUGGUAUCACUUGGCUUCUCCCCUCAGUGUUUUAUUGAGGACAAUGUGAGAGAAUCACUACUCCGGUGUUUUUGUUUUGUUUUGGGUUUUUUUCUUAAUGCUCAUUUGUCUUUCAAAAAAAAAAAACUUUUCUCCUUAAAUGUGAGGAAAGGCGUUUUCUCUAGCUGCUUUGACAAAAUGGGCUUCACAAACAGUCAGUUAUCCCUCUUUAAACAGGAAUUUUAAAAGAUUGAUACCGAAGCUCUACAAGUGGCACCUCACUGCACCUGUUUUUAUCCACCCCAAUUUUUUGUUUAGUCUUUUUUUUUUUUCUCUUUCGGAAAUGAACUGGUACAUAAAUGCAUAUACUGUUUUAGAAAUAUUAUUUGGCAAGUGUUUUUUUUUUUUAAUUAUUAUUAUUUGAGCAUCCUAGACAAUAAAUGAGCCAUUUUUUUAGAUGUUGGAAGUUUAUCUUUAAGUCGAGAUAACCUACCACUCUGUAUCUUUUUAGCUUUUUUAAAAAUGUGCAAAGAAUAUUAGGCCAGGCAGAAUCAAAGUGAUACCAUGUUGUUGAACUAGGAGUUACUGGCUGCUGUUGGUGAACAAAUUCAUCGGUGGUUAAUAAUAAAACAGGGCCAAAGGACAUGAUACAUCUGAUAAUCUGCACAUUUCUAGUCUUGGGAAGAGGAAUACAUUGAUGCAUUUUCACCAGAAGAUGAUGAGAUGAGUGUUAGGGCAUCAUCUUGGAAGUUCUAACAGAUUUAAUGUUGAAGCUAAAGAGCUCUUUUUGCCUUAUUUCUGUUAACACAUUGGCCCCACAAGUGCUCAGUUUGGCUAUUGGUCUUUCUAUUGAUUAUAGCUGUAGUGGUUGAUUGCUGGUUUGAUGCAGAAAAUGAAGCCCUGUGUGCAAAAGUCACAGCUCGUUGCACAGGUGCCUCGUCUUAAGCACUGUUGUAAAACAUAGUUGGCUUUCAUUACAGUCAGUUAAGCUGAACUGUGCUAGGAUGGGCUUUAGAGAGGGAUUCAGUUAAGUGUGUGUGGAUGUGAUUUUCUUUCCAUCAUGGUUUGUCCUGGCCCAGUUUAGAUUGGAAACUGCUAACCUGUCACAUGACGUCACAUGCAGCUGGAUUCAUCCCCUCUCUGGUUUUCUCAACAUCCAUCACUUGCAGGGCUUCCUUUGCCACAAUAAUAUAUCACAAAGGUUUCUGUGUCGCUUUUGGUUUGUAACAAGAUGGAUCCUUAGUAGUGUGAUGCGAACUAACCUGAAAAUCUGUACGUUUUACCUUUUGAGCAUGCAAUAUAUUGUAGUACGUCAUCAGUACUGCUGUUGCCCAUACUACAGGACACACACUGUAUCUAUCUGUUGGCUCUUUUGCAGUUUAUUUGUUAACACUGUCUGCAAAAGUAUGUUUGAAUGGCAACUCAGGUAACAAACAAUACUUAGGAGGGGAAUCUGUACAUGUACGUGUUGGGUUUGGGGGUUAUUUUCCUGAAUUAGUUGACGCUGAUGUUUAGGCUUUUGUCACCCACUGAUUUGAUGUCAGAAACAGAAAAUGCAGUGAGCUUUACGAUAAUAUGGGCCACGUGUUUCUUUUAAUUCAGGCGAUGCAAGAGGAAGGACAUUUACAGAAAGAUGCCAUUGUAACAGGAUUGCAGUAGCAUGAUGACACAUGUAAUCGCUCAUCAAUACCCACUGUAGUAUUUUUUUAAAAAACAACAAAAAAAAAACCCUUUUUUAUUUUGCUUUUGCUUUGUUCCUCGCAAGUACUGAAGUAGGUUUGAUUUCAGUAUGUGAUCUUUAAAUAUUCCAGAUAAAAAUAUUUGCACAACUGGCAACAAGCCUGGAGAGGUCAAGUAUAACGACAAACAUGUUUUAAAUCAGGAAACAUGUUUUUUUUUGUUUGUUUUUUUUCCUCAGCACAUGUCCUGUUGUUACAUGUCUAAGGGGGGGCUGAGGGAGGAGGAGUUAUCAUCAAGAAGAACCUCUAAAGGGCCUGUGUUGUCUGGCGGCACAGGAAAGUUGGACCAUAAACUUUUUGAAGUUUUGAGUACAACCUCUGCCGCUACACAGCCUUUAUCCACCUGUGUGAGACUCCCUCGUAAAUGCCAAAACUCUGGUCAGAGGGGAUAUUAAGAGACGUUUGAAGUUUGAUAGUCAUGCCGUGGUGAAUAGACUUGCACGCUACUUUAACUGGACUGUGUGUUGAAAAGAUCUAUUUGUCUCAAUUGUCUAUUCAUUUACUGGCACCAACAAACAGAUGAUCAAAUCUGGCACCGUUAGCUCAUUUUGUUUUUCAUUUUCCAUUUGAAGAAAUUUUGACCAUGUACAGUAAUUUGUAAACUUGCAUCAAGUUUAUGAAUAAAGAAUUUUAAGAUUA